Molecule: messenger RNA, 591 nt
Organism: Haemonchus placei
Lineage: Eukaryota; Metazoa; Nematoda; Chromadorea; Rhabditida; Trichostrongylidae
Source: the annotation of a GenBank genome assembly
AUGUCGGAACGACGUAUUGAUGUAAACCGCAGCAACUAUUCGGUUAUCGAUAACGAAUUUGGUAAUAUGCGUGACCGUUUCGAACAGGAAAUGCGUCGUGUUGAAGAUGAAAUGAAACGUCUUCGUUCUGAAUUUGAAGGCUAUAGACCAGGAGCACAUCCUCCAUCAGCUAUAUCUAGCAAGCCUUUCGACUCAUCUCUGUCACCUCCACUUCGCCAUCAAGAAGGUUUCGGAGCUCCUCCUUCUUCAUUUGGCCGUUCUGAUUUGAUGUCACGUCCUAUGUACGAUCCUUAUUUGGACAAUCUCAAGAGCCCUCUUAUCAAAGACGAAAGCGAUGGCAAAACUCUGCGACUCAGGUUCGAUGUGGCUCAAUACAAGCCAGAAGAGGUGACCGUCAAAACUAUCGACAAUCGUCUUCUUGUACAUGCGAAACAUGAAGAGAAAACACCACAACGCACUACUUUUAGAGAGUACAAUCAGGAGUUUCUACUUCCUCGUGGAACAAAUCCUGAGCACAUUUCGUCGACACUUUCAACUGAUGGUGUUCUAACCGUUGAGGCACCGCUACCACAUUUGGCGAUUCAACAGUAA